AUGGCCGGAAGAAAGGAUCAUCAAGAUCAUCUUCAAUUUGAACAUCAGUCAAUUGAUCAAUUUGACCGCAACGGAUCCAUCAAGUACCAGUCAGAUUUCCGUGAAGACGCUAUUUGCGCUACGAUCAGAAGGGCUUUUAUUCCCUAUUUUGACAUCAAUUUUACCCAAUUUUACCCACUUUACGAACAGCGCAAUGUCCGCCCAAAAUGCCGCAUCUGCCGACCAAAGGACCUUCGGACAUUUGAAGAUUGGGCAGAUUGGGACAGGGCUUUCCGGAUUAAGGCACAUUCGGCCGAUAUCUGGGCCCUGAUCAACCCGGAUCGGGAUGAUCAGCCCUUAGAAGAGCCGGUCACACCGACCUUCAGCAGCUAUUUCCGCCGAAUCCCUGCACAGCAGAUCGGGCCCGGUUUACCCCGAGAGACCGGACAGUCUUCUAGUCAGACCCUUCCUUUGAUCCCGAUUUUCAUCCCCGAAUCUAAAGAUCCGAUCGAGAGGGCCCGAUCUAUCAAAGAAUUGACGGCUGAAGACAGGGCUGCCUACCAAUCUGACCGUGAGGACUACGAUCAAGACUACAGGAAGUUCGUACACCAACAUCAAUGGAUUGAUAAGAUCAAAACAUGGGUCCUAGACACUGUAGCCAAGGGACUAUUAGCUAGUUUCUGCGAUCCUGAACAGGACUUAAGGAAUUGGUAUACCAACCUCAAGAAUAACGUUGGGGCCUCAACGACUGAGGAGCAAAACGAGGCCUCGACUCAAGAUCAGAAGAUCCUAUCUGCUAUGGCUAGGGCUUCUAAGGAUAGCAUUGGGGCCUCAACGACUGCGCAGCAAAACGAGGCUCUAGCCAAAUAUCAGCAGAUCCUAUCCGCUGUACCUAAGGCUCCUAAGGAAUUCCCUAACUGGCUAACGGAUUGGGAGCAAGCUACACACCAAGCCCGGACAAGAGGGAUCGGAGGCCUAGACAACCCAAAUGUGUGGUUCAGCGACCUAUGUCAAUCUAUUGAGCCAGUCCUGACAAGUUGGGUCUCGAAUUUUCAAGGGAUUUAUCAAGAGAAGUUAGAAGACAAAUCCCUAGCGAUCCGGACCGUGGCCAAGACCCUACGCAUAGAGGUCAGCCGGCGAGGCUUCCAGAAGCCGGUUAAGGCCCUAGGCCGAGUUAAUAGAGGGACUUUUGGCCCGACCUACAAUCAGUAUCCUGAUCAAGCUGCCCAGCCGAAUCAGGAACAGGAUCCCGAUAAGAAAGGUCAGCUAGCCAGAUCGGCAGGGCCCCGCCGGCCGAAACGGAACAGGAAGCGCAAGUCCGAUCAACCGGGUCCCGAGGCAAAGAAGGCUAAGUCUAAGGAUGGCCUGGAUCAAGGAAAGGCCAGUCUGAUCUGUGAGGCCUGUGACGGCAAAUGGCAUACCUGGGUGACAUGCUACUACAUCUUUCAAACUACGGCCCCAGCCUGGUUCAAAUUCAGACCUCUCAUCCAAGACCGUGUUAAAUACCGACUUUCCUUUCAAGAAUGGAAGGACCGGCUCAAGAACCUUAAGGGCGGAUCAGCUAGGUCAGAUUGA
Molecule: messenger RNA, 1554 nt
Organism: Ilyonectria robusta
Lineage: Eukaryota; Fungi; Ascomycota; Sordariomycetes; Hypocreales; Nectriaceae
Exons: 1
Coding region: 1-1554 (517 amino acids)
Source: RefSeq, a predicted model, not a curated record